Messenger RNA from Hydractinia symbiolongicarpus, 5959 nucleotides. Its product is annotated as PRKR-interacting protein 1 homolog. Bases 5011 to 5613 code for a protein of 200 amino acids. Gene Ontology annotation, biological process: negative regulation of protein kinase activity. Gene Ontology annotation, cellular component: nucleolus. Gene Ontology annotation, molecular function: protein kinase binding; double-stranded RNA binding; protein kinase inhibitor activity. The record is from RefSeq and is a predicted model, not a curated record. The transcript is spliced from 7 exons. Lineage: Eukaryota; Metazoa; Cnidaria; Hydrozoa; Anthoathecata; Hydractiniidae.
ACGUAAUAUUUGAGGAAACAUGGUGGAAUUGCUCCUUUGGGACCAGAUUUGUUUUCUUUUAGGUUACAAAUAUACUUUUUCAUGAUGUCAAUUUCAAUUGAUUUGAAGCUCAUUUUGUUGGUAGUGGUAACAUGUUUCUUUAUCCAUAUUAUACUUGGAUGCUGUUCGUAAUUCUUGAUGACGUUUUCAAUAUCGUUUUUAAUAUCGUUAUAGUUUUCGUGCGGAAUUCCAUCAAUAUUCAAAGAAUUCGUGACAUUAACAAAAUGAUCAUUUAUUAUAUUUGCUAUAUGUUCUUUUUCACGAAUUAUUUGAUCAUUUUCAACUAUUACUUGGACUGUAUCUUUUACACAUUUGUUGGAAAAUAUGGGCUUUACAGUUUUCCAGAACUUUUUGUUAUCAAAAAUGUUGUUCAUAUUUAGUGAUGUGUAAUAAAUUCUUUUUGCGUCUCUACAAACAGUCACACAUUUGUUUCUUUGCCUUUUAAAGUUUUCCCAGUUUUUGAUAGAAGGGUGCUUAUUGUAGAUAUUUUUAAAUCUCGAUCGAAUUAUUAUCUCCUUUCGUACUGCUUUUGUUAUAAAUGGAGAGUUAUUAUUUCUAACAACUUUGUAUUUUAUAGGGGCGUGUUUGCUGACCAACUGACUGAAUUGUUCGUCAAAGUCGUUGUAAUUUAAGUCAUUGUUUAAUGCAAUAAGUGACUCAAGGUCAUAUUAUCGUCAUGUUCAACAACAUUGAAAUCACCCAUUAAAAUAAUAUUAUCAGAAUUAAUUUUCGAAAGAAACUCACGAAUGCAUCUUGUAAGAUAUUUAGUAUUCAAGGAUGGUGGUUUAUAAAUGCCAGCAACAAUCCAUUUUUGUUUACGUAAAUUAAUUUCCAAAAAUAUUGCUUCUAUAUGUUCUGGUAAGGACGUUUUAUCGAUUUCUCUGCAAACAAUGUUAUUUCUAACAUAAAACAUAAUUUUAUUUAUUUAUUUAUUUAUUUAUCAUCAAUAUUUACCCAGGAUAUACAUUUCAGUAUAAAUUUCUGCUUUUCAAAUGUGUCCUGCUACACCUCCACCAUAUUGGUUUCUAUCGUUUCUGAAUGGUGGAUAAAAACCAUUCAUAUGAAAUUGUGAGUUCAGAAAGCUUCCAUCAAGUUUUGUUUCUGAUACUAAGAAAAUAUCAACUUUAUCACACAAGAGAUUGUUUAAAUGUUCAAAUUUAUUUCUGAUUGAGUUGAUGUUUAAGUGUCCAAUCAUAAGUUUGGACAUGUUUUUCGUUUUCAAAUAUUUAAUGGAUUUGACAUCACUAAUUUGAGGUGAUUCAAUUGAUAGAAGUGCGUCUCUGUGCAGUACAUAUCAGCACUUGUUGAUAUAACUGGCAAAUGUUUUAUGUUCUUUGUUCCAUUCUUAUUCAAAUGAAGUUUACUACCGUUCAAAUGGUGUUUGCUGAUAUUACUAUGUUUUAUGUAGCAAAUAUUUCUUUCUUGACAUGAUCGUUCUAAAAUUCUGUUAAGUUCUAAUGCCUUUCUGUUAAAAUUAUCAUCUCGCAUAGUAAGUCAAGACACCAUUACAGAAGGACAAGAAUUGCUGACAUCAGUAACCAAGUCAAUAAUAGAGUCUGAAAUUUCAUUUGGUGAUUUAGAAGAGCAAAGAUCAUUCGUUCCAACAUGUAUAAUUGUGCGAUUUGGUUUAUCUGUUUUUGACAGUGGUAUAAUAUAAUUUCUUAUACGGUCUGUAUUGGCGCCAGGAAAUGAUCGAAUAUGAUAUCCUGUUUUUCUAAGAGUUUUUCUUUGAUCUUCCAUCCUUUAACAAUUUUUAUAAUACUAUCACCAUAUAUGCAUGUCACAGAUUUUUCAAACUCAUGAUGUGAAACGCAACUUUCAUUUAAAGAAGUAUCAACAUUGUAUUCAGCAAGAUUUUCUAAGCGUUUCUGUAGUGUUGGUUUUCUAUCAUGUAGAGUUUUGUACUUACUGUUAUGUUCACAUCGAACCAUGUUUAGUUGUUCUUUUACUGUAGAUUCGUUUCGGCGCUGAUAUUCUACAGUGUUCUUUUUAUAAACAGCGUGUUUUUUUUUCUGUGUCAAACCGAACAUAUUCAAUUGAUCUUUUAUCGUUGUAUUGUGCCGCAAUAAAUGAUCGUUAUUCUUCGAAAUAAUGUUCUCAUUCCCUAGAGGGUUGCUGUUAAUUUCGUGAUCCGUAUUAGAGGUCUCCGAAGACAAAUCAUUUAGCGUCAAAAUUUGGCUUUCGUCAUGAGAGGGUUUUACCGUCGUCAUGCAUGAUUGACUUCGCCGUUCGUUUAUACAUUCCACUAAAACUUCUAAAAAACCAGUCCAAUCAGUCAACUGUUUUUUCAAGAAAGUGUUAUCUUCCUGUAACAUUAUAAUACGGUUUUCUAAAAUUCUAUGAUUAUCACCAAAUUUAUUCUUGUCGUUUGCAAUUUGUUUUACUUCUGACAUAAUCUCAGGACGAAGUAUAUCUAUACGUUGUUCUAUACACUUCUGUAAACCAUUAGGAAUAGUUUCAUUAUCUUCACAUUCUCCACAGCAAGAUCUAAGAUCCAUUUUCAAUAUCUCAUUGCUUGAAAGCAGCUUUCCAUUUAAGUUAACAUACUCAAAAUCUUUAACAACUUUAAUACGUUUCCGCUUAUCCGCCAUCUUCGCAGGUAGUCACAGGUAGUAACUGCGAGCAAUAUUCUAGAUAGGGUACAACUAGUGAUCUCCAUAGUGUAAGCAUUACAACUGGUUCUCUUGAUUGAAACACUCAAAGGAUCCAGCUUGAAAAUCGUUUUCCUUUUUCUAUAACGUUGUUGAUUAUGAAUCAUGAAGGUACAGUCAGUGCUCAGGAUUACUCCUAAGUCCUUAACAUAAUUCUUGGUUGUUAUAGUUUCUCCGCUUGGAUGGUGACUUGUACUGUAGGAAGAUUGCUUCAGUUCAUGGUUUUUACCAUAUUGUAAUAAUUGAAAUUUUGUUUCAUUAAAAAACAUAUUGUUGUGAUUUGCCCAGGCAUAGACGUGGUUUAGUGACAUUUGAUGAUUCUCUGUUUCGUUAAGGAUGAGUAUUUGUGGAAGCAAGCAAGUGUCAUCUGCAAAACUUGAAAGGAGUGUGCAUUGAUGAAUGCUUUUAUCGAUAUCAUACAUGAGAAUGAUGAAGAGAAGAGGACCUAUAAGACACUCCUGUGGAACACCAGGCAGAACAUGCACUGGUGAAGAGAUGCUGCCAUUUACACAGACCAUUUGAGUCAAUUGUAGCUAUAUAAUUGUUCUUGUGUUGUAUUAGAAUUUUUAUAUGAUUUUUGAAGAUUUUUUUUCGAUUCCCAGAUUUCUAGCAGGGGAGGUGAUUCUUAAGAUCAGUUUAUUGAUCCAAGAUCUUUGUCGCAUCUAAUUUUUUCUUUCUCUUGGUAUUUUCCCAGGAUGAAAAUAAUUUUGGUUUUUGCGAAUUUGUGUAAGGUUUUUAACACAAUCGUAUGAGAUUUUGAGAAAACGCUGGAAUUUGUCUUCUAGGGGUAGUAAAUUAAAUUCCGUAGACCAAUUGAUUCUAGAUUCCAGGAAGCUUGAAUAUAUUUUGGAAGUUUUUCAAAUAUAUUCGUCUGGUAUCAUAUCAAGAAAGCAUGAUUUGUGUGCUUCUUGUCCACAGAUUUCACACGACAAUAAUGAUUGAUCUGUUAGCUUAAUACAAUACUCUUGGUUACAGAUUUGACAUGCAUCUGUUGUAAGGCGUUGGACAGACAAGAACACUUGUGUAUGUUGUUGAAUAUAUUAUAUAGCUCCUCACUUGUUACAUGUCUCUUGCCUACUGAUACAAGCUUGCACACCCACUGACCAUACCUGGACUCUCCAUCCUACAGCUAAAGGAGGGUCUUGACUAGAGCCCAGGUGGUCAGGGGAAAGUACAGGACAGAACAGAUAGAUAGAUAGAUAGAUAGAUGUGCAUAUUUUACAUGGCUAGCCUCACAAAUAUCGAGGGAUAUACCCUGUCUAUUAUUUCCAGGAGGGGCAAUGGCUUAGAUGGAGAGUCCUAGAGUAUUUAAUGCUCAUUUUGAGCGACGCAGACCCAAUUAGGGCCCGCGCUCUACUACUACCAGAGCAUGUUGCAUGAAAAGGUAAUCAUAGGUUUCAAUAAGAACGGGUUUAUUGCACUUCUGGUUAAAGAGCUUUUCAAUUUGAGUUGUGUGUUUUAAGGGAUCAUAAAGUCUUAGACAAUUUCUUACAUUAUGGUACAAGGAGCGUUUGCACAAAGUUCAGCUAAAACAUCCCCUUGCUUCUUAGUAAUUGAAUUCUCUUGUAAAACAGUGUUUGUUUAGAGCAAAACUGCUAACUUUUGAGAAGACAUUCUUUUAAAACGGAAAGCAGGAACAAUAAAUAACAAAUGCAACUAUGAAAGAAUUUGGGAAGCAAGUAUAACAAGUUUUACGUAUAUACCUGUUCGACUGCCCAUAUAAUUAUCCAAAUUAAUAUGUGCAGCCGGUCCUAGGUGUAUCACUCAUAAAAUCAAUCUGUUCUUUGUCUUGAUUCAAGAAAUAUUGAUAACAAUUCGGAUUUCAAGUUCCAAGUUUCAUACACAAUAAGUGUAUCACUCAUAAAAUCAAUCUGUUCUUUGUCUUGAUUCAAGAAAUAUUGAUAACAAUUCGGAUUUCAAGUUCCAAUUUCAUACACAAUAAGUGUAUCACUCAUAAAAUCAAUCUGUUCUUUGUCUUGAUUCAAGAAAUAUUGAUAACAAUUCGGAUUUCAAGUUCCAAUUUCAUACACAAUAACCGGUAUAAAUAGCCUUUGACCUUACAAGUGUAUUAGUAUAUUAUACAUCUAUAUAUAUAUCCCUUAAACUGUGCAAAAUAUAUGAUUACAUUGUAACUUUCUUCUAUAUAUGUGAAUGUUUUAUGAAAAUGUUGAUGGAAUUAAUAUUUGGAAUUAAUUUUUUAAAGCAUCUUAGGUAACCUUCAAAAAACAUUAUCUAUAUAUAAAAAAAUUAAAAAAAAAUCUCUCAAAAAACUAAUGAAACAAAUAAUCAAUGUUUAUCAAUAUUCUAAAUGUAGUGGAAUAUGAACAUUAUACGGAAUGAAGUUCAACUCAAAAAAGAACAACGUGAGCGAGAGCAUCUUGAAAAGUUAAGAAAAGAAGGAAAAGUACUUGAACAAUUGGAAAAAGAAAAAGACAAGACAAAAGAAGUAACAAUAUGCAGAACUACCACUGAUAUACAGAAACGGAAAUUAGAUAAGUUAAUGAGUGACCCAAUGAAAGAGGCAUAUAUCCCAGAACCACGAAAAGAGUGGAAACCAAGGGAAGCACCCGAAUUUGUUAGACAUGUAAUGGGUUCUAGUGCUGGUGCUGGUAGUGGAGAAUUUCAUGUUUAUAGAGGAAUACGAAAACGUGAAAGAAAACGACAGGAAUAUUUGGAAAAAAAAUCUGUUAAGACUGAAUUGGAUGAGAAAUUUAAUGAAAAAAUGAUACAAAACAAACUUCAAGCAGAAGAAGCAACUGCAAAGAAACGAGCUAAAAGAAACAAAAAGAAACAAAAGAAAUUGUUAGCCAAAACAAAUGUUAAAAAUGAGCAAGACAAGAAAGAUGAAUUGCCUUCUUCAAGUGAUAAAAAUAUGCAGGAGGGAGAGGAUGAGGAACCACAUUUUGUAAUCGGUGGAAAGUAGGAUGGAAUGGCUUGGAAAAAAUAACAACAGCUGGAAUGAUGACCAUGUGUCAGCUACCAAAAUACAGCUUACAAUAUAUACGCAACACAACCUCAUAACUAGUACUUCUGUUUAGUUGAAGAUGUUAUAAAUGGCGUUAAAUAUAGACACUUAAAAUAUGUUAAACAUAAAAGAAUGAAAUAAAAAGUGCUAAACAUUGAAACACAUGCACUAAUGCAUUCCCAAAUAUUUCCUACAAAGACGACACUUAUUUUAAUAAUUUCCUGUAUAUCGAGUUUUUCUUCCUUUUGAUGCAGUUGUAUUUUUAUGACGGUUUUCACUCAAAAAUCGUAUUUUACAGUGCUUA